AUGGAAGUGCAGCGGAUGAACAGGUUCGGGCUGCUGGCGGGUAUCGUCCUGAUCGCGAUGGUCGGGGGGGCGACGGGUGCUGUUUUCACUCGGUUGGUCCCGCCCGUCAUUGAUGAAGAGCGGGUGUUAAGGAUCGUGGACGAGAGGCUGGCCUGGGACCGGCAAACCCAGGAACCCCUAGACGCCAGUAUCGAGUCUUACCUGCUGGCUAAUCCCAGGAUACUCGAACGCGUGUCAGAGGCUCUGGUAGCUCAGCGUGACGCCGAGCAGCGCACGAAGGAUAAGGAGAUCAUUGAGGCAAACCGGCAGGCGCUGUUCUAUGGUCUGGGCAGCGUGAUCGUCGGUAAUCCCCAGGGUGACGUCACGCUUGUUGAGUUCUACGACUACAACUGCGAGUACUGCCGCCGCGCAUUCCCGGAUUUGGUUGAAUUGAUGGACGCCGACCCCGAUCUCAAGGUUGUUCUCCGACAGUUUCCCAUCUUGUCGCAGGGAUCGGUGGACGCAGCGCGCGUGGGAACUCUCGUGGCUGAGGCGGGCGGUGAUUACUGGACGUUCCAUCAGGAACUGUUCACGGCGCGCGGACAGGUGGACCUCGAGACCGCGCUGAACGCUGCAGUGUCGAUCGGGCUCGACCCCGAAGUGCUUCGGACGCGUAUUGAAACCCCGACUGCCGAUGCGCCUCUCGCUGAAUCAUUCGAAUUGGCGAGGGCGUUAGGCGUCACCGGUACGCCUACUUUUGUCCUUGGCGAUGAGAUUAUACCAGGCGCUGUAGGUACUGAGGCGCUGCGCCAGAAAGUGCGGUCGGACGAGCAGGACUACGGAUAUGGCGAGUACCUUGGCUCCAAUACGGAGCUAAUAUUCUCUCUGGCGGCGGCAUCUUCUUCGGCGCUGGACCAGUCGGCGACGACGUUCUUUAUCGUCGCUCAAUUCUUGAGCGGCUACUUUAUGGCUCGGGAGAGGGAUGAAAGCGCGUUCGUGCUCUUCCUGCUUAGCCUCCGCCAUCCGCCCACGCAGUAUGACGUGGGCGGUCACGUACAUGAAACUGACCCCAACGAGGAAGCCGACGAUCACCGGGAGGGACAGCAGCGUGCCCCUGCCUCCCGCGCUCGAUCUCGUCAUGUAGGCGGUGACCUCGACGAUCACUUGCGCGAUGGCGCCGGCGCCGAUGCCGAGGAAGAGCGCCGACCAUUGCGGCGCAUAGGCCAAGCUGCCGAUCCAGAUACCCACCACGGCAGGGGCACCGGCCAGCAGCGUCAGGGCGGCGAAGCUCCAGAGCGGCGGCCUUGCCUUGAGGAUCGGCGCGGCGAUUCCGAUGCCCUCGGUCACGUUGUGCACGGCGAAGCCCAGCACCAGGAAAGUCCCCAGGCCCGCCGAGCCGGCGGCGAAGGCGGCACCGAUCGCCAGCCCCUCGCCGAAGUUGUGCAGCCCGAUGCCGAGCGCGAUGUAGAACGAGAGCGCGAGGCCCACCGGCGCGCCGCGCCAGCGCCCGAUGGCCAUGAGCAGCAUGAAGCUGGCGCCGGCGGCGAGCAGCACCAGCAACGGUCCCUGGAAUUGCACCGCCGAGGCUGCGCUCAUCUCCAGCGCUUCCAGCGACAUGUCAACCAGGAGGAACGCGAGCAGCCCGAUCGUCAGCGCCAGCACGAAGUUCAUGCCCCCCGCACCGACGCCGCGCAUCGCCGGAUAGCACAGCAGCCCGAUGGCUACCGGCAGGACGCCAACGAUCAGUCCGAUGAGCGCCUGCUGCCAGAGGAGCGAUUGCGUCGGGACCGGCGUCGGCACUGCGACCGGGAUCUCGUGGAGGAAGGUGGCGCCGGUAUUGGUCACGAUAUUGAUCGCGUGCGCCUCGCCCUGCACCCAGGGAUAGGGAAUGGCGAGCCAGACCGUGCUGCCGCGCGCGAUGGGUCCGGGCGGGUCCUGGGUGAAGGUCCAAUAGGCGUCGUCGACCUGGACCUGGGCGAUGGUCAUGGCCUCCGACCCGCCGGCCCGAACCAGGACGCGGAUGCCGCUGCCGUCGAGGAUCGUCCUCUCGUAGGUGACGGCCUCCACCGGCGGCGCACCGUUGUUGAAGCUGCGCAGCGGGUCGGCAUUGGCGAUCCAUGCGAUGGCAAUGCCAAGCAGCACGACGGGCAGCAGCAGCCACAGAAGGAGCAGGCGGUUCGGGCGGUCGGGCGACUGAGCGCCCCGGGUCUCGGAAACGGUCAUGGCCUAGCCCUCCACCACGUCGAACAUUCCCAUCCAGCCCAGUUCGGUGAACUCGGCCUGGUGGGCGUGGAACAUGUAUUGGCCGGCCUCGUGGUCGGCGUAGCUGAACUCGAGGAUGCCCCGUUGCGCCUGGGCUGGCCACUCGGGGGCAGCCUGCUGUUCGGCCUGGCGCUGUCGGUUGCCUCUACCGUGGUGCUGCUCAAGGCCUUGCAGGACCGGCGGCUGAUCGAGACCGAGCGCGGCCGCAUCGCCGUUGGCUGGCUGAUCGUGGAAGAUCUGGCCAUGGUGCUGGCGCUUGUGCUGAUCCCCGCCAUUGCCAGUCUUGGCGGCACCGAUACGGGUAUCCACGACCCGUUCGUGUCUUUUGUGGAGAGCAUUCUUGGCACUGAGAUCGGAAUCUGGGGUGUCUUGGCACUGACCAUCGUCAAGGUCGCCGCCUUUGUCGGCUUCAUGCUGAUCGUGGGGCGGCGCAUUAUUCCGUGGGCCCUGCAUGGCACGGCCCAUACCGGAUCGCGCGAGCUGUUCCGGCUGGCCGUGCUGGCCAUUGGGCUGGGCGUGGCGCUCGGUUCGGCAGUGCUGUUCGGCGUGUCGCUGGCGCGGGGUGCGUUCUUUGCCGGCAUGAUCCUCAGCGAAAGCGAGCUCUCCCACCGGGCGGCGCAGGAAACGCUGCCGCUGCGCGACGCCUUUGCGGUGCUGUUCUUCGUGUCGGUCGGCAUGUUGUUCGACCCCGCCAUCAUCAUUACCGACCCGCUGCCGGUGCUGGCAACGGUGUUCAUCAUCGUCAUCGGCAAGUCCCUUGCGGCCUUUGGCAUUGUGCUGUUGUUCCGCAGGCCGGUGGGGACCGCCCUGACUAUUUCGGCAUCUUUGGCCCAGAUUGGCGAAUUCUCGUUCAUCCUGGCCACAAUGGGUGUGGCACUGGCCAUUUUGCCCACCGAAGGCAAGGACUUGAUCCUGGCCGGCGCGCUGAUUUCUAUCGUUUUCAAUCCGCUGGUGUUCUGGGCCGUCGAUCUGCUCAAGCCGCGCUUUGAGACGCGGUUUGCGGAUCGCAAGGGGGCGCGCGGCGAACGGAUCGAACCCGUCGAGCCGGUAGAAGCGGCAACGGGUCCACUGACGACAGACCUCCCGACCCAGGCGGCGGUGAAUGUGGGCGCCGCGGGCGCAGACGACGACACGACAGCGCCGACAACUCUCACCGACCAUACGGUACUGGUUGGCUAUGGACAGGUGGGCCGUAUUAUUGCCGACGGCUUGAAGGGCGGCGGCGCCCCUGUGCUGGUGAUUGAGGAUUCCGAUAAUGACGUUUCGGCGGCGCGCGAGGCCGGAUUUGAGGUUCUGUUCGGCAAUGCUGCCGCAUCUGACGUCAUGCGCAUGGCCAAUAUCGGGGAAGCCCGUUCUCUGAUGUUGGCCAUUUCCAAUGGCUUUGAAGCGGGGAGCGUGUGCGAGACGGGACGCAAGCUCAAUCCAUCCAUCCUCAUCGUUGCCCGCGCCUAUUCCGAAGAAGAGGAUACCUAUCUGCGCGGCUUGGGCGCCAAUAUCGUCAUUCGCGGCGAGCGGGAAAUCGGCAUGGGUAUGCUGGCUUAU
Symbiodinium pilosum is the source of this 3783-nucleotide messenger RNA. The record is from the annotation of a GenBank genome assembly. NCBI's taxonomy places the organism in Eukaryota, Dinophyceae, Suessiales, Symbiodiniaceae.